GACUCAGAAGGCUACAACUGCUCACAGUAUCAGUCUGGUAGGUGGUGCACUUCCGAUGGCAACCUGGGCACUGGCUGGCAGGCGAGGUGGAACGUGAUGGAGACCUACUGGCACGAUGGGUACACAGCUAUCAGUGCUUGCUGCGCUUGCGGUGGCGGGCAGGUCAGUCACAUCAAUGGCCUUUGGCAGGUGAUGCGAGGGCCCUGCACCAUCGAGGAGGACUGCAUUCUGAGCCCGAACUAUCCGGGCAACUAUUCGGACAACGAGCAUUGCACCAUCUUGGUGAAUAGCACACUGGCGAAGCCCCUGAAGACGAUCCACUGGGAUGUG
Messenger RNA from Symbiodinium sp. CCMP2456, 330 nucleotides. Lineage: Eukaryota; Dinophyceae; Suessiales; Symbiodiniaceae. The record is from the annotation of a GenBank genome assembly.